UAAACAUUCUUGGUAGAUGGAUUAGUUCAAAACGAAUCAAAAAUAAUUAAUGAAAAUGGAAGCAACCGCUGAAGAUACACCAAAAGACAGUGCCGAAAAUGUUCUACCUGAGAAUAAUAUCGCUGAAAAGCCGACAGCAGCUGUGCCGGAAACCUCAAGACGACCAAAACGUGAUGACCGUAACAAAAAAGAUGAAAAAACUGUUGAACAAUUCAUUAAAUCUUUAAACUCAAUUCCCACAAUGGAAGAAAAAUUAUUAGUAGUCAGCAAAAAAUAUGUACAGGCUUCCGAAGAUAAUAAAAAAAUGCAGUUUUACAUUAAACAAUCAGACAAACGCUAUGCUUUAUUGCUGAAAGAGAAGGAACAGUUGCAGUUGGAAUUCAACAAGACAAUAUUAUUAAAAUCUAAACUGGAGAACCUUUGCAGAGAAUUGCAGAAACAGAAUAAGGCGAUAAAGGAAGAGUCUCUUCUGAAAAUUAGAGAGGAAGAAGAACGCUGUAAAGAGACUCAGAGUAAAUUUCAGAACACUUUGACAGAAUUUACAACUCUACUCCAACAGAACAACGAGAAGAAUGCAAAACUUCGCGAUGACAAUAUCAGUAUGACCGAGAAAUUCAAGAGUGUUGUGACUCAGUACCAGUUGAGGGAACAACAGGUUGACAAAAUGGCAAAACAAAUGGCAUUAGAAUCUCAAUUAGCGGAUGCCAAGCUUCAGAAGGCAAGCCUCGAGCACCAAGCCGACAGAGAGAGGCUCAUGGCCGAGAUGGAACAGAUGAAGGUGAACCUAGCCCAGUACAGAGCUAAGAUAGCAGAGCUUCAGGGCACUGAAACUAGUCUGCGGUCCCAGCUGGCCGUCUACACCGACAAGUAUGAUGAGUUCCAGAACGCGCUGGUCAAGAGUAACCAGGUCUUUGGGGGGUUCAAGGAGCAGAUGGAAAAGAUGUCAAAGAAAAUAAAGAAAUUGGAAAAAGAGUCUCUCACGUGGAAGCAGCGGUGGGAGACAUCGAAGACGGCCCUCAUAGACAUGUGCGCGGAGAAGCAGGCCGGCGAGGAGCGGUCCGCCAGGCAACUACACCACAUGCAGGGCCUCUGUCGGACGCUGCAGGCGGAGCGCGCGGUGCUGCUGAGCUCGCUGAAGGAGCACGGCAUCGAGCGCCCGCCCCUCCCCGCCGCGCCCCCCGCACCCGCCGAGCCCCCCGCCGCACUCCCCGCCCCCGCGGAGCCGUCCGGGGAGAAGGUUGAAGCGUUAAAACACAGGCUCUCUCAGAUACAAGAUCAACUUAAAAUAUUGAGAGAGACGCCGCCCCCGGCACAAGAGGAACCCCCGAAGGCAGAAAAAUCAAAAAAAUCCAAAUCAAAGAAGAAUAAAGAGAAGAAAUCGCAGAGCUCACAGAAGAAGGACGCCGUCAAGCCUGAAGACAGCGCGGAGACUGAACUGCAACAUGAUGAUGAGACCGACGGGAAACUUGCAGACGUAGGGGGGGAGCCGGUCGCCGCCCCCCACUGUCCCGGACGAGCUGACAGUCCUGUCAAUAACAACUCUUGCGAUCUAGAAGCUGCCAAAUCGGACGACAGUCUAAACGUCAGUCCACUGCACGAAGCCAACAGUCCGCUACCGGAGCUAUCACUGAGCGACCUGAAAAUAGCAGCCAGCCCCCCGGGCGAAGCACCCGCAGCCCCGGGCGCCGCCACCAACGGCCUCCCGGACGCGCAGCCCGCGAGCCCCGCCGGAGACCAGCGGAGCGGCGAGGAAGUCACCACUAUCUAAUCUCAAAUCUAUCAACUGUAUAGUUUUUUGUACUUUUAUAAAUAUAUAAGAUUUUGUGAUUAUCAUUUUCAAAGUACAAAACGUGUGCCGCUAUUCGUUUAGCGUUUGUGCGACCCU
This is a messenger RNA of Bombyx mandarina (wild silkworm), 1885 nucleotides long. RefSeq names its product beta-taxilin. Lineage: Eukaryota; Metazoa; Arthropoda; Insecta; Lepidoptera; Bombycidae. The record is from RefSeq and is a predicted model, not a curated record. Gene Ontology annotation, molecular function: syntaxin binding.